Molecule: messenger RNA, 2417 nt
Organism: Pipra filicauda (Wire-tailed manakin)
Lineage: Eukaryota; Metazoa; Chordata; Aves; Passeriformes; Pipridae
Gene: CLTB
Product: clathrin light chain B
Exons: 6
Coding region: 107-793 (228 amino acids)
Biological process (GO): intracellular protein transport; clathrin-dependent endocytosis; clathrin coat assembly
Cellular component (GO): postsynaptic endocytic zone cytoplasmic component; synaptic vesicle membrane; clathrin coat of coated pit
Molecular function (GO): clathrin heavy chain binding; structural molecule activity
Source: RefSeq, a predicted model, not a curated record
GCCCCGCCCGCCGCUGCAGUGACAGCGGCGGCUCCGCCCGGGCACAGUCGGGCCCAGCCCAGACGAGCCGCGCAGCCGGAGCGGGAGCGGCGCGGGCGGGCCGGACAUGGCCGACGACUUCGGCUUCUUUUCCUCGUCCGAGGGCGCCGGCGCUGAGGAGGACCCGGCCGCCGCCUUCCUGGCCCAGCAGGAGAGCGAGAUCGCGGGUAUCGAGAACGACGAGGGCUUCGGGCCGACCGACGGCGAGGCGGCCGCCGCCCCGGGCGGGCAGACGGCCCCACCGGAACAGGCUGGUUUCCAGAAUGGAGGAGCCACUGUCAACGGAGAUGUGUUUCAGGAGUCCAACGGCCCCACGGAUGCCUACGCAGCCAUAGCCAAGGCUGACCGGCUGACCCAGGAACCCGAGAGCAUCCGCAAGUGGAGGGAGGAGCAGAAGAAGCGCCUGGAGGAGCUGGAUGCAGCAUCGAAGGUGACUGAGCAGGAAUGGCGUGAGAAGGCCAAGAAGGACCUGGAGGAGUGGAACCUCCGUCAAAAUGAGCAGAUGGAGAAGAACCGGGCAAACAACAGGAUCGCUGACAAAGCCUUUUACCAGCAGCCGGACGCCGAUGUCAUUGGCUACGUGGCAUCGGAGGAAGCAUUCCUGAAGGAGUCCAAGGAGGAGACCCCGGGCUCUGAGUGGGAGAAGGUGGCCCAGCUGUGUGAUUUCAACCCCAAGAGCAGCAAGCAGAGCAAGGAUGUCUCGCGGAUGCGCUCGGUGCUCAUCUCCCUGAAACAGACGCCCCUGUCCCGCUAGCUGUGCCUGGCACAGCCGGGAGCACUGCGGGCACAGCCGGGAUCACCGAGUCGGGUGGCUCCAGGGGCCAGCCCAGGACAGGCCUCCCACUGCCUGCUCCCUGGUCUGCACCUCGGCUGUGCUCGAGUCACUGGUUGUAACUCUCCCCAUGGUUUUCCUUUGCUUAAAAGGUGCAUCGGUCUCUUUUUACACUUAUUUAUAAAUCACUGUGGCAUUUCCCUGGGAAGCGGCACUGGGUGGCAGAGCUGAGUUAAGGAGGAAGCCCCGGCCCAGGGUCUGCAGGAGCCUGGCUGAGUGAGCAGGGAAUAUCCCACCCUGUGUUCCCACCUCACCCCUGUGCUGGGAAUAAAACUGCCUGUGGCUGUCCUGGCAGCCCUGUGUUCAGGCCUCGGUCCUAUCCCUGAGGCAGGGAUCCCAGUGGGGUCCAGCCUGGUUGUGCACCCCAAAAAGCUGAUGGGGUUCCAGCGUCAGUGUCCCAUCCGUCCUGCAGUCCUGGCAGUACAGUGCUGCAGGGCACUGGAGAAGGGCCAGGGGGUGAGUGUGCAGGAAGUUUUCUGUCCCUCUCUCAUGACCACCAGCAGUUGGGAAUGUGGGAUGCCAGGCUUUGAGAGCCCUUGGCUUUGCUCUGCUCCUUCCUCUGCUACUAGAAGGGGAGAUGGAGGCUGUGUGGUUGCAGGGAAGGAGGUAGGAAGGUCCAGCUGCUGUGGGGCAGGUCAAGCUCUCCCAGCUUCCUAAACCAGGAUGGAGGGUUGGGCAGAGUUCUGGUGCUGGGGCUUGUCCUGUCCCUGAGAACAACCUGCACAUCUGUCUGCAGCUGCUCUGCCCCCUGGCUUUGCCCUUCUAAGGCAUCGUGGGGAGAUGCCUCAGUCCCACUCCCCGCCUGAACGCUGGCUUUCUCUCCUCUGCUUGGCAGGGCUGGCACCAGCCCUGGGAACCUGCACAACUCCUGAGUAGCAGGAGAGGGACAGCCUUGAGCUUGUGCCCUGCAUCUGGGAGCUUGGAAAGGGCUUGCAGCAGCUGGGGGAACAUGGAGCAGAGGCCACAAAGCACUUGAGCCUCACUGCAGAGCCCUGCUCAGCUGGAAAUCAAGUGUGCAGAGCAGUCCUGCCCUGAAGUUGUGGCUCCAGAGACAGGAAUGUCACCUGUGCUGCUGCUGCUGCAGCCAUCAGGGGGAUGGUCAGGCACCUGUGGCUCUGGGGCACAGGCUCAGCAGUGGGCUGGGAAGGGAAAUGGGUGCAACUUGGUGUUGUGUGUUGGGAUUGUGCCCCUCUGCCCAUAGAGCUGAUCACUCCUGCCUGGUCCCCCUGCCCUCCAGCAUGCGUAGGCACCUCUGCUGUGCUGCAGGACACCUUGGGACUUGGCUGCCUGCCUCUGCCUUUCCCUGCAGAGCAGUGGGAAGCACCUCUGGCUGCUUCUGGGGGGACAGUGUGCCCCCCAUCCCAUGCUCUGUUCCUCCAGGCCCCGCAGGCAGCCAGGCCCCUGGGUCCCCCAGCUGCCGUGUGCUCCAUGUGAGGCCGGGGCAGCUCCCGGGGAGCCAUGCCCACAGCUGUUCUACAUCCCCUCGGCUUUGGUUUCUGUGACUGUCCAAAUUAUCUGUUACAAUAAACCGACAUCUCCAAUCCUA